This is a messenger RNA of Halteromyces radiatus, 960 nucleotides long. RefSeq names its product RGS domain-containing protein. The transcript has 3 exons. The coding region runs from base 1 to 960 and encodes 319 amino acids. NCBI's taxonomy places the organism in Eukaryota, Fungi, Mucoromycota, Mucoromycetes, Mucorales, Cunninghamellaceae. The record is from RefSeq and is a predicted model, not a curated record.
AUGUCCAAUUCGAUAUCGCAAUCAACACCUACCAAUGGCAAUAAUAGCAACAAUCGACCUCGAUCUUCUUCUAUUUCAAGUAUUAUGACUAUCAAUGGAGUCACUUCUCCUAGUUUUGAUGUGCAUACUAUUUAUCGAAUCAAGACAACUAGAUCAUCGAAAAAACUGGAUCAUUUUUUUGGCGAACAGAUUCCUCACGAUAUCUGUAUCAAGGAAAUCAAAAAGGAAGGUCUCAAGGCAUUAUUACAAUCCAAGGUUCCUCUGUGUUACUUUUUAUAUCAUCUGUUGGAAGAAUAUAGUCAUGAAAACUUGUUUUUCUUUAUUGAAUUGGAACAAUACGAAACGUUUCAAUACGUGUCCCGUGUACAACAAUUAGCAACAGCACAACAUAUUUUUAAUACUUAUUUGACUCGUAACAGUCAUUUUGAAGUCAACUUGGAUGACAAAGUACGACGAACAGUGACGGAUGCUUUACAGCGAAAGGAUGUAGAAAAAUGCUUUGAAACGGCGAAACGAUCGGUGUACUCUUUAUUGGAGUCCAGUUAUAUGCGUUUCUUGAUGACAGAUAUAUAUCAAAAAAUGAUCACUAACUGUGGCGAAUUGACAACACAUUAUCCAGAUGAAAUACGAUUUACAGCAGUCAAUGUCUUGUUGGAUUAUAUUGAACGUGAACACGCCAUGAUUUACACCAAUCCUUUGACAGAUGCACCAGUUUUUAUGAGUGUGUCUCAAACUUCCAAACGACGUCACGAAUUGAUCAAGUCAAUGAUUCAUGAAUAUUGUCGUACUCUUGUUGGUGUUGAAUUUAAUUAUUAUCGUCAAGAUCCAAAUGAAGAUUCCAAUAAUCAACAACAACAACAACAACAGCAACAACAACAACAACGAUCACCAUCUCCUCAAGAAAGUAAAUCUCCAAAACAACAAGGCAAAAGCAAGUUUGAUUUUUUAAAGAAGAAAUGA